AUGAAGGCAGCUGUGAAGCAUCUCACCCCGGUUUCUCUGGAGCUUGGGGGAAAAUCUCUUAUUGUCAUAGACUCAGAUACCAAUUUGGAUGUCAAGAAAUACUCUCCUUUUCCUAGUGGCAUUACAAUUACUGUCAGGCGUAUAAUAUCAGGCAAAUGGGGCUGCAACAAUGGACAGGUGUGCAUUUCUCCAGACUAUAUCCUGACGACAAAAGAAUAUGCUCCAAAAGUGAUUGAUGCCCUGAAGCAAGAAUUGGAGGCAUUUUAUGGGAACAAAUCUAGGGAGUCCAAAGAUAUGUCACGUAUUGUAAAUUUGAAUCAGUUUGAUCGCCUGUCUAAGAUGUUAGAGGAGAAGGAAGUUUCUGAUAAAAUCAUCUAUGGAGGUCAAAAGAACAGAGAUAACCUGAAUAUUUCUCCAACAAUCUUGCUUGACGUGCCAUUAGAUUCUUUGAUCAUGAGUGAAGAAAUAUUUGGCCCUCUCCUGCCAAUCCUCAUGGUAGGAACCACUUGCCAUUCAAUACAGACUGAUUCAUCAAUUUGGAUUUCAUGUGUGACAUAUGAAGAUGUAUGGUCAAGACGGAGCUUUAGUAGUUCAUAAAGUGCGACAUGAACUACGACAUCAGACGAGGAUACAAGGACUGCACGAGUCGGUGAAAGAGCAUUAAAGGAAGAUUUACUAAGAAGUCAGUAAAAAGGAAGUAUUGAAGAAGAAACAAUCCAUCUUAGAGAUUAGGAAGGAUGGCUUAAUAUGGAAAGUUUCCAUUGGGUAGAUCAUUAGGUCUAGGGUUUUCCUCUAAAAGUAUAAAGAGGUGUCUUGGCACUGUGUUGCCGGUUUAACACACAAAGAGAGCUUUUAGCAAUAGUAAGAUUUGCAAGUCUGAAUAAAGAGAAGCAAAGCGUCUAGGGGCUAAGAGCUUGAGAGGUUCAUAGACUGCUACAAGUUUGUGAAUGAGUGAGACUAGUCAACAAGUCAAUGUUUAUCUUAAGUUUGC
Brassica rapa (field mustard) is the source of this 991-nucleotide messenger RNA. RefSeq names its product aldehyde dehydrogenase family 3 member H1. Gene Ontology annotation, cellular component: cytoplasm. NCBI's taxonomy places the organism in Eukaryota, Viridiplantae, Streptophyta, Magnoliopsida, Brassicales, Brassicaceae. Gene Ontology annotation, biological process: aldehyde metabolic process. Gene Ontology annotation, molecular function: aldehyde dehydrogenase (NAD+) activity. The record is from RefSeq and is a predicted model, not a curated record.